ACAACGGGGCCAGUCGCUGUGUGGUCCCGGUCCGCCAAGUUGACGCUGCCGCCUCCGCCGCUACCGCUUUUUCCUCACUGGCGUGGUUUUUUUGUCCCGUAUUUUCUUUUUCGCUUGCGCCUUUUUUGUCCCGUUCUGUCAGAUAAAUCACGAUGGGGAAGAAGGAGGAAGAGGAGAUAGUCAGAAUCGCUAAAAAGAUGGAUAAAAUGGCGCAGAAGAAAAACGGGGCUGGUGCAUUGGAUCUCUUGAAAGAGCUGCGGAGUGUACCCAUGACUCUGGAGCUGCUCCAGUCCACCAGAAUCGGAAUGUCUGUUAAUGCGAUCCGCAAGCAAAGCACAGAUGAGGAGGUGACAUCUCUCGCCAAGUCCUUGAUCAAGUCUUGGAAGAAGCUUUUGGAUGAGCCUGGAGGUGGAGAAAAAGCUCCAGAUGAGAAGCGAAAAGAACAAACAACACCUGUCGUCUCUCCAUCGCAGGGAAGCCCAGAGCCUAAGGAAGAGAGCAGCUCCAGCAGUAAUUCCAGCAGCAAAAGUGAAACUUCUGAAGUCGCUUCCAACACGUUUACCACCUCCUUUCCUCGCGCCCCAACCACCUCCGACUCCAUCCGGCUCAAGUGCCGAGAGAUGUUGGCCAGUGCUCUGCAGACUGGAGAGGAUCAUAUUGCCAUUGGUGCUGAUUGUGAGGAGCUCGGCUCACAGAUUGAAGAAUAUAUCUUCCAAGAGUUUAAGAACACAGACAUGAAAUAUAAGAACCGUGUGCGGAGCCGGAUCUCGAAUCUAAAAGAUAUGAAAAAUCCCAAUUUAAGGAGGACCGUGCUCUGCGGGAGUGUAACCCCGGAGCGGAUGGCCAAGAUGACCGCAGAGGAAAUGGCCAGUGACGAGCUGAAGGAAAUGAGGAAGAAUUUGACCAAAGAAGCUGUCAGGGACCACCAGAUGGCCACCACCGGCGGCACUCAGACUGAUUUAUUCACCUGUGGCAAAUGCAAGGGGAAGAACUGCACCUACACACAGGUUCAAACUCGAAGUGCUGAUGAACCGAUGACCACGUUUGUCUUCUGCCAGCAGUGUGGAAAUAGAUGGAAGUUCUGCUGAAUCUGCUGGCGUCAUCCACGGCACUCCCGACAAGUAGCAAAAUUCCCGGACCAGGUUCUGUCCGCCUGCAGCAGAGCGGAGCUUUGUAUUCUGUGGUUGCGUUGUACUCAACAUCCAAGAUGCCACUACGGUUACCGUUUGAGUAAAUAUCAUGGUCAUAGAUUGAGCUUAUUGUCACUUCCCUUAAGGCCCCUCUCUCCAAAUCUCUUACUGUUGUUAUUAGUUGUUUCUCGCUGUCAUAUAUAUGCCAUGAAUCUUGUGUCAUUCUCUUUUAUCUGCGUUUUUAUAUGUAGUUUUAACACUUUGGAUAAUAUUGUUUUUGCUUUCUCGGCACAGCAUUGUAUUGUUUUAUUUAAUUUCCCAAUAAAGUGUAAUCCAUUUGAUUAAAAAGGAGUUGUUUUAA
Xiphophorus couchianus (Monterrey platyfish) is the source of this 1491-nucleotide messenger RNA. It is a transcript of the gene tcea1, whose product is annotated as transcription elongation factor A (SII), 1. Gene Ontology annotation, biological process: positive regulation of transcription by RNA polymerase II; transcription elongation by RNA polymerase II; DNA-templated transcription. Gene Ontology annotation, molecular function: nucleic acid binding; zinc ion binding. The transcript has 10 exons. The coding region runs from base 153 to 1088 and encodes 311 amino acids. Gene Ontology annotation, cellular component: nucleus. NCBI's taxonomy places the organism in Eukaryota, Metazoa, Chordata, Actinopteri, Cyprinodontiformes, Poeciliidae. The record is from RefSeq and is a predicted model, not a curated record.